Messenger RNA from Leptinotarsa decemlineata (Colorado potato beetle), 3918 nucleotides. RefSeq lists its product as uncharacterized. The record is from RefSeq and is a predicted model, not a curated record. Lineage: Eukaryota; Metazoa; Arthropoda; Insecta; Coleoptera; Chrysomelidae.
AAGAAGAAGAGAAGAUUAUCAACAUCUACUACAUACGUACUUACUUUUUAUUUUUCCUCUUGGGGUAUCCCCCUUUGUAUAUAUUCAAGUUCUGUUUUUAUUGUUUCACGUUACCCUGAUUCUUAUCGAAACAAAUUUCUACAGUGAUCAGUUUACAAUAAUUUGAAGUUAGGUUAUAAGAAUACAUGAAAUUACAGCUGAAUGCAGAUUGAAAGUUUAAAUACGGAGUCAAACGAAUCUGAAAUGCUAAACAAUGGAGAAAAAACAAGAAUGGUUGUUGGCUCUGAAGGUGCAUGGACUCCGUUUUUCAGAUACGGAAACUGACUCUGAUGAUUUUGAAGAAUUUGACCAUAUCCAUGAACAGUAUAAACCACCACCCCUUCCUUUAGAUGUUAUUCGGAGAAAUCUUGUUGUUGUGGCUCCUAGAAGACCUGAAAAUGUUUGGACCAAACGCUUGGAAGCUCAGUUGGAAAAAGCUAAGCAGUUUUCGGUAGUUGAAGAGCCAUUAAUUACCCCUGUUUUCAAUCAUCCACCAAUACAUAUUCCAGUUACUGACAAUAGCCUUCCAAAAAAGAAAAAGAAAAAAAAGCGAAAAAAUAAGAAAAAACGAAAAACCAAUGAGAGUCUUUCAUAUCAAGAGCAAAAUUUGAGAAAUUCUGAUCAUGAAUUGGAGAAUGUUCAUUUCGAAAAUGCUUUUCCAGAAAUGCAUUCAAAAGAGGCCAGUGUGAUUUUUCCAAUCAGCAACUGUGAAGUCAGGGAAGUUGAAAUUGAUGAAAGUAAAAAUGAAACUGAAUUUGUCCCAUUAGAUUUGAAUAAUGUGAUUGAGGAAAAUCAUAGGUCUAUGAAAAUUAACGAAAUCAACAAAGGAAAUGAACCACAUCAAAGCAUAGGUAAAGAUAUUGAUUCAUAUUCAGAUCCAAAUCAUGUCAUUGAAGUAAAUACUGAGAAAAACAUUGGUAACCAAAAGAAGAAAAAAAUUAAAUUCAUACCUCUUCAUCUACAUGAUUUUGAAGAAUUUGACCAUAUCCAUGGACAGUAUAAACCACCACCCCUCCCUUUAGAUGUUGUGGCUCCUAGAAGACCUGAAAAUGUUUGGAUCAAUCGCUUGGAAGCUCAACUGGAAAAAAAUAAGCACUUUUCGGUAGUCGAACAACCAUUAUUUCCCCCUGACUUCAAUCAUUCAUCAAUACAUAUUCCAGUUGUUGACAGUAGCCUUGAAGUAAAUGGAAAGAAAGUUGACAAUCACGAACUAGAAGUGGCAGAGUCUAGAUCUUCAAAUGUUUCCACUUUGAAACAAAUUGUAGAUUUUCAAUCAUUUGAAUCACUAAGCGAAAUUGACAAGAACUCCACAAAAAAGAAAAAGAAAAAAAAGGGAAAAAAGAAAAAAAAAGGAAAUACCAUUGAGAGCCUUUCACAGCAAGGGCAAAAUUUAAGAAAUUCUGAUCGUGAAUUGGAGAAUGUUCAUUUUGAAAAUGCUUUCCCAGAAAUGCAUUCAAUAGGGGCCAGUGUGACUUUUUCAUCCACCAACUGUGAAGUUAGCGAAGUUGAAAUUGAUAAAAGUAAAAAAGAAACUCAUUUUGUCCCAUUACAUUUAAUACAUACAAUUGAGAAAUAUCAUAGGUCUAUAAAAAUUAAAGAAAUCAACAAAGGAAAUGAACAAGAUCAAAGCGUAAGUUAUCAAAUUGAUUCAUGUUCAAAUCAAAACCAUGUCACUGAAGUAAAUACUGAGAACAACGUUGGUAACCAAAAGGAAAAAAAAAUUAAAUUCAUUGUGUUUCGUCCAUCUGAUGAAAAAUUCCCCUCACCAGCAGUUUCACAAUUUAAUUGUUUGGAUACAGAGACCCCAAAGAAUCAAAAUGAAAAAAAUAACACUAAUAAACAAAGUAAUUCAAAUGAAAGGCAAAACUCGUCAAUUAAAGGUAAGAAGAAGAAAAAUAAGGUUAAUGAAUCAAGCAACAUAUUAUGUGAAACAUUUUCUAAUUUUACAUCAAAAGUUGAAGUUCCUCGAAAUGAACAGAAACCUUCCAAUAAUAAUAAAGUCAGGGAUGCAAGAAAUGAAGAAACGAAAACAUCAGAAAGGCAGAUUUCUUAUAGAAAUACUAAUGAAAGUAUAAUUGGAACUCCAAAUUCUAGUCUAAUUAAUAGUUUAAACAACUUGUGGAGUCCUAGUGAACUUUCUGGUGAUGAAACAAAAAGUAGAUAUAUUUCUUUUCCUAAUCCUGACCUUUAUCAAUCUGUUAUCAAAGUUGAUAAUGAAUCUAAUGAUGGUGAAACUAAAACUGAUUGUAACAAUGACUUAUGUGUAAUUGUUUCAGAUGUAAAAAAGAAAAAUACUCCAGAAAAAAUAGAGACCGAUAAUGAACAAAUUGACAAUGAAUUACCAACUCAUCUAUCAAAUUCUGAUACCCUUGAUGGAAUUUAUAAGGAAAAUUUGCAAUAUGAAAGUAAAGAAACAAAAGAAAUAGCACUGCCUACGUCAACUAUUAUAUUGUCUGAGAAAAAGAAAAAAAAGAAUAGGAAACGUACUAAACACAUGCAAGAAAAUAUAGUUUCUGGAUGCACAAGCUUCAAUACUUUUAGUAAUGAUAUAAAAGUAUAUGAAGAUAAAAAACAAGAAAACGCUUAUGAGGAAAGCUUUGAAUAUUUCGAUAAAUCUGAUACUAUCAAAGAUAACAUUCUAGGAAUAAAAUGUGGUUUUUCUGGUGGGGCAAAUGAUGAGAAAACUUCAAGAAGUCGUAAAAAUAAGGUGAAGCAUUAUGGUACUGAUGUUUUAAAUAAUAUAGAAAUUAAUGGAGAUAUGAGUAUUGUUCCUUAUAAUGAUGGACUCGCCUGUUGUACACUAGAAAAUUUGUUAAUUGAUUCAGAUUCACAUUAUUUUCAAAAUAAUUAUUUUUCUGGAUAUGAAUAUGGAAAUGCCAAAAAUAUUUUGACUGAAUUUAAUUCUUUCGAAGGAGUGGGUAAAGACUUUAGUUUUUAUACAAGUGAACAAGAAAAGUUGCGUGAUGUGAGGAGACGAAGAAGUAUUUUGUUUCAAACAUAUGAAUAUAAUAUUUACCAACAUUCAAACAAGAUGGUAACAUUCAAAUUGACAGAAGAUCCUAAAGAAAAUGUCUGCUGGACAAAAACAACUUGUUUUCUAAAUGAUGAAUCGGAAGAGAAUGCAGAAGACCAAAGUGAAACACGAUCUUUACAAUAUCCAAUUGACCAUAGUGAAAUGAAUUCUGACCUAUUCAGGGAAAAAGAUACUCAAAUUGUGCUCAGGACUGAUCAAAGUGAAUUUAAAAAUAUACCUUUCCUCAGAUCACAACUUGAAAUUUCCAAAGUGCCUUCUCGUUUUACAAUAAUAAUUCAUUUGAUAUUCUUUUUUAUAUUCCUUGAUUUGGUGCUAUCUUUCAUGAAUUGGGUGUUAGAUCAUUUAGUAUCUAUAACAUUAUUCUUGAUGUAUAUCAUAUUCAACAUUUUUUCAGGAAUAUUCAAUUUUGAUCAGAUAGGCCGGAAGUAGGCAUAAAUUUCAAUAAAAUGUAAAAGUAGUGAGAUAUUCCAGUGAGAUUCCCGAGUAAUCAUUUUCAAAAUUUCACUUUCAAAAUUCAUUCAGUGGUUACAUCAAUGUCUUGGAAAAAUAAUUAAAAUUAGGCAAGUAUUAUUGUGUUUCCCAAUAUACUGACUGAUGUGAAUGAAACUGGUGAGAAGUAAAUGUUUCUCAGUUAGUUCAUAUUCAAUAGCAGUUUGAAAUAUUGUUCGAUAUUUUGACUCGUUUCAUAAUAAUUUCGUUUUCAGCCUACCAAACCCAAAUCUGACGAAAAAAUAAUGUGACACCAUAUUCAUAGUUACUUCUGAAGUACACUAUGUACUGGUCGUAGUACAAUGCACAAUGUUCUUUGAAAGUUAUUUUUGUGGGAGAGUCAAUAUUUUUUUUAG